This is a messenger RNA of Epinephelus fuscoguttatus (brown-marbled grouper), 1588 nucleotides long. RefSeq names its product hypoxanthine phosphoribosyltransferase 1, like (gene hprt1l). Gene Ontology annotation, molecular function: hypoxanthine phosphoribosyltransferase activity; magnesium ion binding. NCBI's taxonomy places the organism in Eukaryota, Metazoa, Chordata, Actinopteri, Perciformes, Serranidae. The record is from RefSeq and is a predicted model, not a curated record. The transcript is spliced from 9 exons. Bases 431 to 1078 code for a protein of 215 amino acids. Gene Ontology annotation, biological process: purine ribonucleoside salvage; guanine salvage; hypoxanthine metabolic process.
UGUCUCCACACACAGGGAGCAGUGUGGUGCUCUCACUGAGGAGAGGCGUAACUGUCAUCCCGUUACAUUUUUAAAACUGCGUCAUCCGCAGCUUCUCCUCUGCACUCCCACCGCAGCCUCAGUGACCAAAACAUACAGCCGUAGUAGUAGCGACCAGUAUAGCGCGAUUUAAGCUCAGGUUGUGUCGGGCAAAUCAGAUUAUUGGGAAGGUAAACUGGAUUCUGACGUAAAGGGCUUAAACCCCGGUAGAGGACCAUCGCAUGUGCGGCUGCUCGCGCGCGCUCAGCAGCAGCAGCAGUCGGUGGUGAAGAGGAGCUCGUGCCACCUCCACUCAACAACCCUCCUCCUCCUCCUCUUCCUCUUCUCUCAGGACCUGAGCAUGACUUCUCAGAUAUUUCACUGCGACUGAGAGGGACGAAACGCUGCUGACAUGGCUUCAUAUCUGGAGAUCGCUGAUGAUGAGAAAGGCCACGAGCUGGACCUUUUCUGUGUCCCCAGGCACUAUGAGAACGAUUUGGACAAGGUGAUCAUCCCCCAUGGGCUCAUCAUGGACAGGACAGAGCGUCUGGCCCGCGACAUAAUCCGGGACAUGGGUGGACAUCACAUCGUGGCUCUGUGUGUGCUGAAAGGCGGCUACAAAUUCUUCGCAGACCUCCUGGACUACAUUAAAGCGCUGAACCAGAACAGCGAUAAAUCAGUCCCCCUGACAGUGGAUUUCAUUAGGGUGAAGAGCUACUGUAAUGACAAGUCCACAAACAACGUCAGAGUCAUAGGAGGGGAUGAGCUGUCCAGUCUCUCAGGCAAGAAUGUCUUGAUAGUUGAGGAUAUCGUGGAGACAGGAAGGACGAUGCAGACGCUGCUUUCCCUGCUGAGUGAAUGCAAUCCCAAAAUGGUUAAAGUUGUAAGUCUUCUGGUGAAGAGGACCCCGAGGAGUUCAGGGUACAGACCAGACUACAUUGGUUUUGAGGUGCCGGAUGCCUUCCUAGUGGGCUACGCUUUGGACUACAAUGAAUACUUCAGAGAUCUCAGUCACAUCUGUAUACUGAAUGAUCAAGCCAAGGAGAAGUACAGAGUGUGAGUAGAUGAAGUGCUGCAGAGGCGAUGACUGAAUCAAUGAAGACUAGGACCACUGUGAUGCCCCUCCUUAGCUUUACUGUGUUUUGAAUCUUAUUUAUUUUUCUACAUAAGAAUCCACAAAAUGUGACUUGUGGGAUGUAAAUAAUGUCAAGAACAUUUAAUUUCUCCCCUACUGAAUAUGUGGGAUCAGUUAUGUAUAUUAUGGAUAUUUUGGUUGUUAAAUUUUAAUUUAUUUAUUCACUCAUGUGUAUAGACUUUACCUGUAAAUCACAGUUUUAUGGAGAUAGAAAAAAAAGGGUAAUUUAUUUGUUCCAAUCACACGUCUCAGGCUACUUUGUGUUCAGUGAGCUGUCAGUCAAAUUUAAGUAGCCUUCAGUUUGUCUCUGUUUUGGAUAAAUCUUCUCAUUAUGCCAUAAAAUGACUGACUUGGAAUGUACUGUAUGUUUUAUUUCAUAUCUGACGUUUUCAUGAAGGACCUGUUUACAGCAAUAUAAAUCACGUUGAAACCUUG